Olea europaea var. sylvestris is the source of this 2067-nucleotide messenger RNA. RefSeq lists its product as uncharacterized. The coding region runs from base 1 to 2067 and encodes 688 amino acids. The record is from RefSeq and is a predicted model, not a curated record. Gene Ontology annotation, molecular function: zinc ion binding. Lineage: Eukaryota; Viridiplantae; Streptophyta; Magnoliopsida; Lamiales; Oleaceae. The transcript is spliced from 4 exons.
AUGGUGUACUUGCAUGUAUGUUUGUUGCAUGGAUCUCAGUCAGCUUUGGCGUUGAUAGACCGUGGAUGCAGUUAUAUAAACCUUGUAAACAUGAUUACGUCAGAGUUCAGUUUGGAUCCGACAAAGGUAGCAGUAUCAUUGAAGUAUAUACUCAACGACGAUUUGCCUGCAAUCAGGAUAAAAAAUGACAGCAACGUGCUUGCAUACAUUCUGUUGAAAGAAGUCGAUCGUGAUCCAGCUAAAUACCCAUUAAUCAUUGACAUAAUUGAUGCAGCAAUACAGUACCCGUCUGACAUGGUCACAGAUAAUGCUUAUCGUAACAGUGAGCUUUAUACUUUGCAGGAUGUGGCCACAGAAAUUUGCGAAGUAUCAAGUAAACAUUUAGGUCACAUUUGUGAUAAUGAAGUCACGAUUGUUUCUAUAGCAGAUGCUAUUCAGGUCGAAGAAGGCAGGAUUUUCCGUGAUAAGGAUAUUUUAAAAUUGAGCCUAUCGUUUUUUGCCAUACGAAACAUGUUUGAGUUUAUGGUUGAACGAUCCGACAAGAAAGAAUAUGUGGUGAGGUGUUCUCAUGAAGGAUGUACUUGGAUAUGCCGAUCGUCAAAAUGGGGUAAAACGAAUCUAUUCAAGAUUCGAAAGAUUGGUAGUCACACAUGUGCAUCAAAUGUGGUGUUGGGGUCACACAGACAAGUAUCAGCUGCAGUUGUGUCAUCUAGCAUCAAGUACAAGUACACAUCAGCUGGCACCAUAUACACACCAAAGGACAUAUGCAGUGAUAUGCUACAUACGUUUGGAGUAUAUUUGAAUUACUCGAAAGCUUGGAGGUCCCAUGAACAAACAUUGAAGAUGAUUAGGGGUGAUCCGACGGAAUCAUUCGGUAGGAUACCAAGCUUCUUCUACAUGAUUCGACAAAGAAAUCCUGGUACGGUCACAGAGUUGGAGGUCGAUAGUCACAAUAGGUUCAAGUACUGUUUUAUGGCACUCGGUGCAUCAAUACAGGGGUGGCAACAUUGUAGGCCCGUAAUUGUCGUUGACGGUACUUAUUUGAAUGGUCAUUACGGAGGUACCCUAUUCACAGCAUGUACACAGGAUGCAAAUAAUGGCAUAUUUGUUCUUGCCUUUGGAGUAGGGGAUAAUGAGAACGACAAAUCGUGGAGAUGGUUUUUGGAGAAACUGAAGAAUGCAUAUGGGCACAGAGAAGGAUUGUGUUUUGUAUCGGACCGUCAUGGCAGUAUAAAGAAAGCAAUAAAACAGGUGUACCCGAAAAUUUGCCAUGGUAUCUGCUCGUACCAUUUGCUGCAAAAUCUCAAAUCAUAUUAUGGGAAAUCAGGGCAAAAUAUUACGCAGGCUUUCAAUUCGGCUGUCCGGGCUUACACAUUAGAAGAAUUUGAAUACAACAUGCAACAACUAGACGCAAUGAAUGAUAAGAUUCGUGAUUACCUGGAUGAAGUAGGCCCUGAAAAGUGGUCACGAAUACAUAUGCCGGCAAACAGAUACUUUACAAUGACAUCAAACAUUGUAGAAUCAGUAAAUGCGGUCACAAAGGCAGCUAAGAAUUACCCAUUGUAUUCUUGCUGGAGUCAUUGCGACAAACAGUACAAAAUUGGUUCUGUGUCUGUCACAUGGAAUGUAUCUCCUUCCAACCAAACAGUGUUCUCCGUGAGCGAUGAAAGGUCCACAUUUGUUGUUGAUAUUGAGCAACGUACAUGCACUUGCAGGAUGCUGCAGGUUGAUUUGAUGCCUUGUCCACAUGCAUUAGCUGUAAUCGCACAUACAAAAAGGGAUGCAUAUUCUUACUGUUCCUAUUAUUACACAAAGGAAGCAUAUGUAAAUGCUUACGAAAGUUCGGUAUAUCCCGUUGGAAAUCCAGGCGAGUGGAGAGUGCCCGAUGAAGUAGAAUUCCAAAUUGUUUUAGCUCCUAACCAAAAGCGGAGUUCUGGAAGACCUACUGAGAAGAGGAAGAGAUCAUCUAGGGAAGGAAAGCCAAAAGUAAGAUGUGGACUUUGUGGUGCACAUGGUCACAACCGUAGAAGGUGCUCAAGUUUGGUCCCAUUAAGUAAGAACGGUUGA